AUGGCACACGAACAGAGCCUAUCUGCUGAGGAGUCUAUAAGCGACGAUGCCAUCUUCAUUGACUCGACGGGUAGUGAAGAGGAGGGUGAAUAUGUUGUAGAGGCAAUUCUGGCAGAGCGUGUGGCCGAAGAUUCAAGCCCACGGUAUUUGGUGAAAUGGGAAGGUUAUGGUGAGGAGAGGUGCGGCAUUGGCAUCUCCUACUACCCGUCCUCAUGUACUUGGGAACCCGCCGACCAUUUUCUGAACUGUGAGACCCUGCAGGACUGGUCAAAGAAUCGCGACGCAGGCGCUGAACUCUCCGACGACUUGAUUGAGAAGAUUAUUACCAAGAUCAACACCUACCACGACGCCAAGGCAGUCCGGAAAGCCCAAAGACAACACAAACGCAGGAGACUGGCGGCUAGACCGGUAAGAUUGUCCUCUGAAUCUAGUACAGCAUCUGUGCCGGCAGCUGCAUCUCAUAAGAAGCAAGGCACGGAAAACCAAGGGCCCCUUGCUCUAACGCCUGGAACUAGGUCUCUGGAGUCUGCUAAAAGGCGAAGGCUUCUUGUCACCAAUCAGGACCUGAUUCCUCUCAAGGCAAAAGGUGAUCGUGCGGAUCGCAGUGUCCAGGCUACGACGACACAACCACCAGUCUUUCAUGGUUUUAGUAUUGGAAGUGCCAAGAGAAGCGGUUAUUCUGCACGCCGUACUGGCAAUCAGCGCGCUUCCAAUACAACCAAUUUUCGAAAUCUACGGCACAUGAAUAACGCUAGGAAACUUGCGCGGAGAGAGCGCUCUCCCGACGUAACCAAGAUCAAAUUGCGCUCUUUAGCAGAGUGGGCAGAGUCGGUACCGGAGGACACGAAUGUGCAGCUGCCGCCAGCUCCUGCUUCGUCCAUUUACCAUAACGAAAGUAUCCUGCACCCAAGCGUCAACUCAGGCCAUUCCACAAUCCGGACAUUAUCCGAUUCGCAUGUGAGCGUGAGACCCACGUCUGACUUGCUUCCAACCACAAAUCCUACCCAUUCUUCCAAUACUGCUACCUCGUUAGAGUUGACGAGCAGGAAAGACAUGAGAGCUCACAAUCGCUUCGAUCCCUUCGAAGGGCAGGAGAAAAAGUUGCGUACUCUGGCCAACGGACGAUUCUUCUACUUUCCUGGCGAGAUUCUGCUGGACAUCCAAUUUGGCAAUGGUCAUAUUGGUGAUGUGCGCAUCAGUGGCUUGCCACCUUGGGCGUUUGGACCGAUCAUAAAACUCAAACAGGGCAAUAAAUUGACACUUGAAAUUGGCUCCAACGACGUUGUAACUCUGGCUCAAUGGGCAGAGUUGUGUACAGGACACUCAAACCACUUCCAGCGCACAGGUGUAAUAAUCCCCUUCCAGGAUACAGCGGACCAAGUGAUAAAGAUGGAAGAUUAUUUACAUCAGUAUACCCUCGCCGCGUUAUGGUACCACCCCACGGAAGAUAUCACACUGGUCUUCUACUCUCCUCGUUCAGAGGGAUGGAUGUUUUUGGAAAGAAUGGGAGGAUUGCCUUUUGACGACAAGAUCAGAGUACUUACACGUAACAGAAUGCCCCCUACAAAGAUGCUUCCAGUAGCAAGAAAUACAGCAGCAGGCAAUCCUGCCUCUGCAACGGUCGGAGCGCUUCAGAGACCUCUUCAGGCCACACCACUGGCAAACCCCACGCCCAACGAUGCGGCUGAUGAUGUAACAGCUUCCGAUGGGUUGACUGAAUGCAAAAGUAUCCUUUCACCAUUUCCCUUCGGAAACAAUUGCGUUUCUACAACUGCCCAUUCGUCAGACCCAGGACUUCGCUCUGAGAAUAAGUUGCCAACCCCGGAGAGGAGAAGUCAUCUCAAUGCGCAACCAAGCCUGAAGGGCACACAUACUAUCGAGGAUGCCACAGGUUGUUCUGUGUUGCUUCCAUCGGGGAAGGGCAAUCCACGAGAACCGGAGUCACUUACUACUGAAGCCUAUCCGGGAACUUUUCGUCUCCCGCUGCAGGCAGGUCAGGCAAUAGGAGAGGCCUUCCAGAAUGCGUUUCGCAUCUCGUACAAGCAUCUGACAGCCGUACCCCCCUCGAAGCAUAUUGAUCGAAAUCCAGCCAAGGCCAGGUUUUUCCUCGUUUAUCCCUCAGCUGCCCAAGCAGAGUUAGACAGCCUUCAGAAAUUCCUACGAUCAUACACGUUUCACACUAACAUCUGUACUUCAAUGGAUGAGAGAGGCUGGGAUGCUUUCCGCAACAUCUUCAAUGGUGAUCAUGACAUUGGUGUUAUCCUCUUUCAUGAUGAUUGCACUCACUAUCACGCACUUCCCCGUCUAGCAAGCCUGCUACGCUCGGCCUCGUUCAAUGUCUUCAGGAUAUCCCUGGCAAGACCCUUGAGAUGUUGUGACGAUAUGAGCCACAUUGAACGCCUAUUUCCAAGUGGCAUGGCUAUCCUUCUCACUGAAUCAGCGUUAGUCAGCGAUGGACCUGCAAUACUGAAAUGGUACCGCCACAAGAAGCGAGGGUCCACGUGGAAGCUUGUGCUGCCUCCCAAUGUCAAGAACUGGCUGAGGCGAAAGGCCUUGCAGGCAGACGUUGAGGGAAGAGAACGGUUCAUUGAGAUGCUACAACUGGUGACGGCGUUAGCUCCUGGUUUUUCUGCCUUACGACACCAUUCCAAGUCAGAUGGGGGCUCGUCCUCGGAAGCUGAAUCACUUGACAGCUUGAGCGAUAGCUCCGAGGGCCCCCGGACGCUUCUUUCCCCUUCCUAUAUUCCACCAUAUGACAGGCCUCCGACACCCACCGCGACCUGGUCCGACGAAACUUGGAAAAAUCAUGUGUUGAUAGAGUACUUCGCUGGCUGGGCUGUGGCACAUGCUAGCGCUCACCGCAAGUUCGUUGCAAUAAGCACAAUCUCUGACAAAACGUACAGCAAGUGGGGUCAUAUCGAGGUUCUGACACCUGAGAAGUUCAUGCAUAGAGAAGGAAUCAGACAAGAGAAACAAGUCAGCAAAUUGCAGCCUUGA
Molecule: messenger RNA, 2997 nt
Organism: Endocarpon pusillum Z07020
Lineage: Eukaryota; Fungi; Ascomycota; Eurotiomycetes; Verrucariales; Verrucariaceae
Exons: 6
Coding region: 1-2997 (998 amino acids)
Biological process (GO): chromatin organization; negative regulation of transcription by RNA polymerase II
Cellular component (GO): pericentric heterochromatin
Molecular function (GO): chromatin binding
Source: RefSeq, a predicted model, not a curated record